AUGAAAGGAAGUAGAUCAAAGACCGAAUCGAAAAAAGCUGAUAGCAAGCUCUCUGUGAAGAAGAGAGGCGCGCCGGCGGCAAGCAAGCCAUCGACUAAGAAGGCUAAGUCCGCUAAGGAUCCUAAUAUGCCAAAGAGGCCUGCUAGUGCCUUCUUCGUUUUCAUGGAGGAUUUCAGGAAGCAAUACAAAGAGAAGCAUCCGAACAACAAAUCCGUCUCCGUUGUCGGUAAAGCUGGUGGAGACAAGUGGAAAUCGCUCUCAGAAGCUGAGGAAACAACUUUGUUUAAGGAAUUGACUUGUCAAGAGUGA
Ilex paraguariensis (yerba mate) is the source of this 309-nucleotide messenger RNA. NCBI's taxonomy places the organism in Eukaryota, Viridiplantae, Streptophyta, Magnoliopsida, Aquifoliales, Aquifoliaceae. The record is from the annotation of a GenBank genome assembly.